Molecule: messenger RNA, 506 nt
Organism: Sinocyclocheilus grahami
Lineage: Eukaryota; Metazoa; Chordata; Actinopteri; Cypriniformes; Cyprinidae
Product: retinol dehydrogenase 8-like
Exons: 3
Biological process (GO): retinol metabolic process
Cellular component (GO): cytosol
Molecular function (GO): all-trans-retinol dehydrogenase (NAD+) activity
Source: RefSeq, a predicted model, not a curated record
UUAAUAAUGCUGGCGUGGGUCUGGUGGGGCCGGUUGAGGCUCUCAGUCUGGACGAGAUGAAGCAGGUGUUCGAGACCAAUUUCUUCGGCGUUGUGCGCAUGUUUAAAGAGGUGAUGCCCGACAUGAAGAGGAGACGCUCUGGACACAUCAUGGUCAUCAGCAGCGUGCUGGGCCUGCAUGGUGUGGCGUUCAAUGACGUUUACUCCGCGUCAAAGUUCGCCACGGAGGGACUGUGUGAGGGACUCGCCAUCCAGCUGCUCCAGUUUAACGUCAAGGUGUCGAUGAUCGAGCCCGGGCCUGUAAACACUGAGUUUGAGCUGAAGCUGAUGACAGAAGUCUCGAAGAAAGAGUUCGCGGGUGCUGAUCCAGAGACGCUCCAUCACUUCAGGACCUGCUACCUGCCCACACAAAUCAACCUCUUUAAAGCCCUGGGACAAACACCUGAAGACAUCGCCAAGGUCAGAACACAUGAAGUCAUACCCGUUCACAACAAGAACCAGAACUAG